AUGACGAGGUAUCAAAUAAUCCAACGGUUGAUAGCAGAUGACGCACCAGACAAUCUUUUUCGACAUGCCUCCUAUAUCAGCACCACUGGCGGUGGGUCAGGUGGUCUCCCAAUGUUGUUUCUAACCGAUGCAAGGGAAAACCGCAUCCAAAGAAUCUCAAUGGGGAAAUUACUCCGGCAAUGCGGCAUUAUCGUGCCUGGUGAUUGUGUUUUGACGAUGCAUGCCUCUGGGAACUUGUACCGAUCUCUUGACCUAAUGUCGGAGGUCAUGGAGAAUGCCGGUGGAACAGUAUUCUGUGCCGGCCAUCACAUGCCUCAUGCUGAAGUUAUCCGUUUGGUUUCUACCUUUCGCAUCAACGUUAUCUGCGGUGAUUCUAGCCAGAUUCUCCAAUUUACCAUGUAUGUCUCCUCCUUGCCAGAGACACAGCGAGAAGCAAUCAAAAUCAAAAAGGUCAUAUAUACCUCUGAGCCAUUGGUGCGAUCCCAGCGAGCGUAUAUCAAAUCGGUGUUUGGCGAUGUGCCGAUUUGCUCCGUAUUCGCAAGUGCCGAGUCUGGUCCGUGGGCUGUGAUGAACCAUGCCGUGACGAACCAUGAAGACGACGAGUCGGCCGAUUUUAUUUUCGAUACUCGGAAUGUUAUCAUCGAAGUGUUGCCUCAAUGCGCAGCUGAACGCAGCAUCCAUUCUCCAGAGGAUAUAAAACCCCUUGCAGAUGGUGAAAUAGGCGUUAUCGCAGCCACCUCUCUCCAGCGUCUGCGUAAUCCUCUCAUCCGAUAUCUAUCAGGGGAUAUCGGUUCGUUACAUCCUCUGCCGGAGAACAAUGUCAUUGAUCCUGGGGUAUCACAGCACUUUAGGGUCCUUCGGUUGCACGGGCGUGAUCAGCGUUUCAGCUUCAACUGGCAAGGCGAAUAUUUCGACUUCAAGGCUAUCCUUCGAUUGAUGCAAUCUGAUGAGAUAUCUGUACUGCAGUGGCAGGUCAUUCGCACUCAAAUGUCCACUUCUACUCAUAACCUGGAAUUGCGUGUGCUGAGGGGACAAUCUGGCGGUCGGACGUUAUCUGAUGGGGACCUUGUUCAGAAGUUGAAGCGUUUCUUCCACGUCGUUCAUGACACAGAAGCCUAUUUCCAUGUCGUCUUUGUUUCAGGAUUGCAGGGCUUUGAGCGCAGCAAGACUGGUAAUAAAGUGAUGCGCUUUGUGGAUAUUUAG
Penicillium pulvis is the source of this 1203-nucleotide messenger RNA. RefSeq lists its product as uncharacterized. The record is from RefSeq and is a predicted model, not a curated record. Lineage: Eukaryota; Fungi; Ascomycota; Eurotiomycetes; Eurotiales; Aspergillaceae. Bases 1 to 1203 code for a protein of 400 amino acids. The transcript is spliced from 2 exons.